GCUUGGCUGAAUGCUACUGGCUCCGCUAAGUUUAGCUGGAACCUCUGAGCUCGAUUGGGUUCGGCUGUGCGUAGCUAAGCUCAGCUGCAUUCAGCUAGGUUUGGUUGUGCGCCUAUUAGGUUCGGCUGUGUGCCUCUGAGCUUCAUUGUGUUGGACUGUGCGUUGCUCGGCUCAGCCGUGUUAGGCUGUUGCACCUCUGGGCUCUGCUACGUUUGGCUGGGAGCCUCUGGGCUCGAUUGUGUUUGGCUGUGCACCGCUAGAUUCCACUAGUUCAGCUGUGCUCCGCAGUGUUUGGCUGAAUGCCUCUGGGCUCGGCUAAGUUUGGCUGGGGGCCUCUGGGCUCGAUUGGGUUUGGCUUUGCACCGCUAGGUUCCGCUAGUUCGGCUAGGUUCGGCUGUGUACCGCUGUGUUUGGCUGAAUGCCAGUGGGCUCGGCUAAGUUCGGCUGGAGCCUCUGGGCUCGAUUGGGUUCGGCUGGGCUCGGUUGAGUUCGGCUGGAGCCUCUGGGCUCGAUUGGGUUCGGUUGUGCGCAGCUAGGCUCGGCUGAGUUUGGCUGGAUCUUCUGGGUUCGAUUGGGUGCGACUGAGCGUCACUGGGCUCGGCUAAGUUCGUCUGGAGCCUCUGGGCUCCAUUGGGUUCGGCUGUGAGUCCCGGGCUCGGCUAAGUUUGGCUGAAGCCUGGGACACCGCUGGGUGUUUCGGAGAGUCUAGCCUGCACCUUUAGUGGGCGUGAAAGGCGGAGCGCCACCUAGUGAUACCGCGUCCCCAAAAGUGAGCAAAGCGGAGCUCAAUCUCCAGCUCAGUGGCCCUGUGUAUCGCUGUGUUUGGCUGAAUGCCAGUGGGCUCGGCUAAGUUCGGCUGGAGCCUCUGGGCUCGAUUGGGUUCGGUUGUGCGCAGUUAGGCUCGGCUGAAUUUGGCUGGAUCUUCUGGGUUCGAUUGGGUGUGACUGCGUGUCACUGGGCUCGGCUAAGUUCGUCUGGAGCCUCUGGGCUCCAUUGGGUUCGGCUGUGAGUCCCGGGCUCAGCUAAGUUUGGCUGAAGCCUGGGACACCGCUGGGUGUUUCGGAGAGUCUAGCCUGCACCUUUAGUGGGCGUGAAAGGCGGAGCGCCACCUAACGAUACCGCGUUCCCAAAAGUGAGCUAAGCGGAGCUCAAUCUCGAGGUGUCGCAAAGACGCAUGGGAGGGGAACAGAAGGAGGUUUACCAAGAUGGCGGAAGCGGAGGACUCUCCGGGAGAACAGGAGGCAGCGUCAUCUAAACCCCUGUUUGCAGGGUUGUCUGAUGUGUCAAUUUCACAGGACAUUCCCAUAGAAGGAGAGAUUACUAUCCCCACAAGAGCUCGUACUCAAGACCUUGACAGCUCCACACUAAAUGAAUCCAUUCGUCGGACCAUUAUGCGAGAUCUAAAAGCUGUGGGAAGGAAAUUUACGCACGUUUUAUAUCCAAGGAAAAGUAAUACUCUGUUAAGAGAUUGGGAUUUGUGGGGCCCAUUAAUACUUUGUGUGACACUUGCAUUGAUGUUACAGAAGAGUCCCAUUGAUGGAGAGAAUGAUGGAGGAGGCCCAGAGUUUGCAGAAGUAUUCGUUAUCAUCUGGUUCGGAGCAGUUACCAUCACGCUAAAUUCAAAACUUCUUGGCGGAAACAUUUCUUUUUUUCAGAGUCUCUGUGUAUUAGGAUACUGUGUACUUCCCUUGAACAUCGCAAUGCUGAUCUGCCGCCUGCUGCUUUUGGCAGGGCAGGGACCAAUAAACUUCAUGAUUCGGCUUUUUGUGGUGUUGGUGAUGUUCGCUUGGUCCGUGAUAGCAUCUACAGCAUUCCUUGCUGACAGCCAGCCUCCAAAUCGAAAAGCCCUGGCAGUGUAUCCUGUCUUUUUAUUCUACUUUGUUAUCAGUUGGAUGAUACUCACAUUCACUCCAUAAGUCCGGAUACACACAUUCAAUACCGAUGAACUGAAGGCUCACCUAAAACACAAUGCUUAUCAACAACAGCUUCCCCCACUCUUGUUCAAUUGUUGGGGUAUUAAAAGGGAGCCACAUACCACUGUUGUCAUUUAUGUAAGAAACUGAUAUUUGCAAGGCUGUCCUUUUCCUCUUAAUGUUAUUAUUUUCAAAUACUUGUACAUACCAUACAUAGUGACAUGCCUCCUUAAGGCAUGAUGAAGCGAUUUGUGUCGACCAGUGACUCGAGCAAGUGGAUCCACUCUACAAAUUACAAAGAGUUGGUGACCAUCUUCAGCUUGGAGAAUAUUUGUUCAGGUGCAGCUCUUAAACACAUUGCCUUAUGACUAUUAGAAUAUGCCUCUUUUCAUAAAUAACAGUCUGUAUCCAUUUCUUUUCUUUUCUUCCCCAAACUUCAAGAAGGCAACAAGAGGUUAGGAAUGAGGUUUGUAGAUGUGGGAAGAGAAUAUGUGUUAACUAGUUUCAGAUUUUGAUCAGAGGUACUGCUAUGCUUGUUUUGUCAUUUGUUUUUAGCAAACAGCAUAUAAAGAAUCAGCUUUUAAAAUAUUUUUGUAUACUUACCUUUCUGUCGUGUGUAACAGCACCUCAGCUUACAUUCUAGAUUUCAAUCUUUCAUACAAUGAUAGCAGUCAAACAUGCACUUUGACUGAAGUUCUUGAUGGUUUAAUGUUUGAGCUUUUCUAAGUAGUAGAUCUAAGAAAUCUAGGUUUAUGGUUUGGAAUGCGUAUUGUCAUGUGGGCACCUUCCUUUAAGGUAUAGCUUAGAUAGGGCAUAUCUAAAAGAACUUAUUUUGUGCAACCCAACCUUAGACUAGAAAGGAAGGCUACACAUCAGAAGCGAGCAUUUAACCAAAUGGACGUAGAGAUCUAGUGUUCGGAAGGCUGGAUAAUGGAAGGAUGAUUACAUGCAUGAUGAUGGGUUAGUUGAGUUUACAGCUACUGCCUUUCCAUAGUGGGCUCAGUGGUUUUUUUUUAAUUAUUAUUAUAUAUGGAGGGGUUUCUUUUGGAUUUGGGGGGCUAGGGAAUAGCAAUUUGUUUUGUGUGUUUUAGACUUUAUUUGUAAAGCAAAUUAGCUUCUCUUUAGAUAUGUACAUUUUGCACAUGUGCAUCUACCUGUGUACUUGCAGAUAUUUAUGCACAAGAGUGAAGGCUUUUCAGGGAACAGAACAUCUGAGGCAGGCUGAUUUUCAGCUAAACAGGACUCCUGUAAGAUAGUAAGAACUGGUACCUUCUGUAUGUUUCAUAUUGAACUCUAAUAGAUGAAGAUUAGGAGUCAGAAAACAUUCAUUGUAAAUAUGCAGUUACUUGUAAAGAUAGAAAUUUCUUAUUCCAUGUGUUUAUCAUAGAAUUUAAAUAUUUAUUGAUUUUUUUUUGUAUUUAAAGACUACCUUCAUAUAAGUAUAUGAUUCUAAAAACAUAAUUUUUCUCAUUCUCAGAGUAACCAAAUGAGCAACACUAGGCCAAAUCGGCUCUGUCCCAACCUUAUCUAAUGGUUUGGGAGUACAUAUUUGAAUUCAUUGUAAUUUAUGUUUUAAAUUAUAAACCCUGUAAGGAUAAAUCUGGUAUUUCAAUCUUGAAAACUUUAACCCUAAUAAUUGAAAUUUGUCACAAAAUAUUAUCUCAUUCCAGUAUCUGAAAAUUUUAAACUUUUCAUUCAAAUAUCUUUCCUAAGUUGUUUUGUAUUCUGCCCAAUUAAUUAUAAUAGUGAAGUAACCAUACUUCUCAAAUUUAGUAUUUACUGGAUUUUACUCAGGGGAAACAUGUACUCUGAAAUUCCUAAGGCCACAAAUCAUACAGAUUUUGGAGGGUUAAACACAUUGGAUAUAAGGCAGUUUGAUCCUGUGUGUGUUAAUCUGUUGCUCUUGGGUGAUUUGAUGAAUGCUUUUUAUAUGACUUAAAAUGAGAAUGUAGGACUGGGGCUUGGAUGAGUGAGAACAUUUGCCAGGCAUGCUCAGUACUCUAGGUUCAAUCUAUGGCAUUGCCAAAAAAGUGGAUAAACUGGAGGGCCUAAUUACUUUUUCCUGGAAUCAAAUGAUCAAAGGAUAUAAAUACACUUAAUAUAUUCAAAAAAUCUGUUGCUUUCUGUGACAAAUGAAGUCCUGACUCUGGAAGUUGUAGUAUAGCUUUUCCUGGUUGACAGUAGAAAUGAGGACUGGAAGGGCAGAAGCAUUCAGGAGAGGAACUCCAGAUGUAAGAUGGUAGUUUCAUGUUUCUGGUAGAAUGUGCAUGGGUAUCAUAGCCAACUUGGAUGGUCACCUGCUGCUUCUACAUCUGAGACCAUGACAGUCUUUUCCAUGUCUUAGCAAUAGGAAGAGUAAAGAUGUGAUUUAAUGGGGUUCAGAUUACAAAUACUCUAAUGAUGACAACAUAUUGGAAUGUUCUGUAUGUUUCUUAAAAUUCGUCAAAUAUUAAGGGUUUGUGUGUGUGUGUGUGUGUGUGUGUGUGUGUGUGUGUGUGUGUGUGUGUGUGUUUUGUUUGGUUUUGGCUUCAAAGUUAUGUAAGUUGAAUUUGAUCUUUUCAUUGUGGGAUCUUUUACAUGGCAUGAGACUGAUAAAUAUUUCACUGUUGACUGUCUUUUAUAAACAGUAUCCUCAAAAAUGUGAUUAGAAGGCUAAUAAGCCUAUACUUGGAUAUAUAAUAUAAUCUCUUGAUUAACUGUAUUUGAGCUGCUUACUUAUUCCUGGAGAUGAAAAUGAAAAUUGUCCAUUGAUAUUUUGGGAUACCAUCAAGUUGUGCUAGUAUGGUUUGAGCACUGAAGUGAUCUUUAACUAGACUGUUGUUGGUUUCUACAGUGGUUGGAUGGAAGUAAAUGUAUGAAUGUUGAUGGAUCCAUGUAUGUAAAUUAGAAGUCCUUCUCUAGAUUCUGUAUACUUUUGUUAUAAAACUGACAGGGACAAUAAUUUAUGAUUAUUAAUAACUAACAGUUAUUGAGCAUUUACUGUAUGCCAAUUUACUAUUCUAAUUUUAAAAUAAUUUUUGUAAUAGCUUCAUUAAAGUACACUUUACUAUGAAAAUUCAUCCUUUCAAAGUGUACAUUUCAGCAGUCCUUACUAUCUUCGCAGAAUUACCCAACCGUCACCACUGUCUAAUUUGAGAAUGUCUGUCUUUAUCACUCUGGAGAGAAACAAGUCGGUCCUGUUCUCUAUUCCCCUUCAGUCCCUGUCGAUUACCAGUCUACUUUCAUCCAUCUGGCCAGGCACUAUUCUUAAUGCUUGCUUUGCUUCCUCCACUCUUCAACAUAAAGUGCUACGAUUUAUUCUCAUUUUACAGGAGAAAAUGUAUGCCCAGAAAUGUAAUUGCCCAAGUGUUCAUGUAUUGAUGCAUGCAGGUGAAUUGAUGGGAAGAACACACUAGAUGAAAUACAGUUUGUAUUGCACUGUUAGGUACAUGGAGUGAGCACAUUCCUUCCCAGGGUAUGUCCCCUCUUACUCACCUUUGCAACCUGGAACUGUCUGGAGUUAGUAUGUCUUUUUUCCAGAGUAAUGAGCUCUGGCAUCUGAGCACACAAAGCAGGGAGACGCAGGUUUGCUGUCUUUCCUCCUCCUUGAACCCCCUCUCCUCUCUUCACACACACAUAAUCUUUCUUUAAGCUUGAAGAAUCAAACUACUACUUAAAAUUUUUCCAUUUCACACAUGCCACAUAGGAUACUUACUGGGCCUAUUUCUAAGACUUAAGAUUAAAGUCAUUCGAGAACUUUCUAUUUGGAUAGAUGUGGUGAGAAUAAAGAUUUUGCCUUAAUGAA
This is a messenger RNA of Apodemus sylvaticus (European woodmouse), 5697 nucleotides long. RefSeq names its product Yip1 domain family member 6 (gene Yipf6). NCBI's taxonomy places the organism in Eukaryota, Metazoa, Chordata, Mammalia, Rodentia, Muridae. Gene Ontology annotation, biological process: endoplasmic reticulum to Golgi vesicle-mediated transport. The transcript has 8 exons. Bases 1206 to 1916 code for a protein of 236 amino acids. The record is from RefSeq and is a predicted model, not a curated record. Gene Ontology annotation, cellular component: membrane; trans-Golgi network.